Strongylocentrotus purpuratus (purple sea urchin) is the source of this 606-nucleotide messenger RNA. Its product is annotated as interleukin 17-like protein. Gene Ontology annotation, molecular function: cytokine activity. The transcript has 2 exons. Bases 1 to 555 code for a protein of 184 amino acids. Gene Ontology annotation, cellular component: extracellular region. The record is from RefSeq and is a predicted model, not a curated record. Lineage: Eukaryota; Metazoa; Echinodermata; Echinoidea; Camarodonta; Strongylocentrotidae.
AUGAAGGUUUUCAUUUUCAUGGUCGUCCUCGUUCACGCUGUCACAUCUUCACCGGUACCAUCUUCUUCACAGUAUUGCCUUCCUAUGAACCAAGCCGACUACGAAUCACGAGAGAGGAACGGUCAUCUUGUCUAUCCUAAUCAAGAUGCCUUUGCCCUUCAGAGCUUCAAUCUUUCAGAUGCUGAUAUUGGUAGGAUAGAGACAUCAAGCUGCCCAUACGAUGGCGUUUCCAGCCCCCAGAACUGCCCGACCGGUGCCAAGCCAAGUGCCUCUGAACCAGUCAACUCCAACCAGGAUGGUACGUGCCCUUGGACCUAUGUUGAGUGCUUUGACCCCGACCGUAUCCCGAUGUCGAUCAGCAUGGCACAGUGUCAAUGUUCAGCGUGUCUAGAUCCUUACUCUCACGAAGCUGAUCCUGACCUACGAUGUCAACCCAUCUUUCAUAACAUGAAGGUCCUGAGAAAAACCCAGUGUGUGGAUGGUCUGUACCGAUACGAGAAGGAGACUGUCAAAGUACCGGUAGCAUGUGGAUGCAUGAGGCAACGAGUAGCAUAAUCCGGCCUCCACUUCGGCAAAAAAUAUGUCGAAAAUACCAAAGAAGAAACG